AUGCUUGAUCUGCUUAUUAUAAUUGGGCACGCUUUCCAUACAAUCUUGGCCAAAACCAUCGAAGCCCGACAAAUAGACUUCACGCCUUCAGCUAGUACCUACCUUCGCCGUGCUUUGCAUGCAGCCACCGUCGCAAAUGACCAUCUCUAUAUAGAUGGGGGCUCCUACUCAUAUCUUACCGGCAAUGGCCCCGAGGUGGUAAACAUGACCAGUACCCUCGUGCUUGAUCUUACAAAAGACUUCACGAACACCAGUGCCAGCUUCACGUCCAUACAAAAGCCAUUCGGUGCGCCUCAGGGCCUCGUUCGUGAUUUGUUUCACGAUCAGAAUGGAAAAGUUCUGUACACAGGUGUUGUCCUAGCACCACAGGGAGCAGACUUUGAACGACCGAGCAACGUUUGGACCCUCUCAUUGGAUGCGGAGGACAAAAGACUCUGGAACGAAACAAAUUUGAGCAUUUCACAGAAUCAAUCACGUAGAAAUUCUGGUCUUGCGAGCGGUAUCGGUAACGGUUGGAUCCUUGGGGGCCAGGAUUUUACAACAGACACCCAUACGCUGACGGACUUGCUAUCGCUCGAUCUGGAGAAUCAGGACAUCACAUCCAUUCCGACUCCUUUGAAGUUGAAAUGGACGAAGCUUCACUUAGUCCCAAACUUCGGGCCUGAAGGAAUGCUCUUAGUACUCGGCGGUGUUACUGGGGACGAUUAUUUCACUUAUCCGUCCUUUAACACCAUUCCAGUCUUGGAUCCAGGGACCAAGCAGUGGUACAACCAGACCACGACCGGGCAAAGUCCAGCCGGGAGGGGGGAGCACUGCCUUACAGGUAUGGCAUCUGCGAACGAGUCUUACGAAAUAUUUGUGUAUGGUGGCCACAACUUCUCAUGGGACACAGGAUCGAUUCCUUUCGAUACGUUAUAUAUCUUGACGUUGCCUGCAUUCCACUGGAUCCAGGUCAACUAUCCGCCGCUGGAACCGAAGGGAGGCUUGACUUGUCAUGCUGUCGUGGGAAGCCAGAUCUUAGUCGUUGGUGGGUUCGAUGCCUCGCAGGGAUAUCUUGAUCCCUGUAUGUCGACAAAUGACCCGUUCGCCCAGGGAUUAGGCGUCUUUGACCUUAAGACCCUGAGCUGGCAAGAUCACUAUAGUGCUAGCUCGCCUCCGUACAUACAAUCAGAAGCCGUGCAACAAGUCUAUUCUCAAAGUCACCAGACCACCACUGACAACCUUGAUCCUGGAGUGGCAGCUCUCAUACGCCAAGCAAAUUUCAGCGCAGUACCUACCCUUGCUGCCAACAAGCCCAAUGAAACCGCGUAA
This is a messenger RNA of Bacidia gigantensis, 1311 nucleotides long. RefSeq lists its product as uncharacterized. The transcript has 3 exons. Lineage: Eukaryota; Fungi; Ascomycota; Lecanoromycetes; Lecanorales; Ramalinaceae. Gene Ontology annotation, molecular function: protein binding. Gene Ontology annotation, cellular component: cell cortex of cell tip. The record is from RefSeq and is a predicted model, not a curated record. The coding region runs from base 1 to 1311 and encodes 436 amino acids.